CCGCUGACACUCGCGCCUGUACGGCUAUACGUGUAUUUCGUCCACACACGGACACGGAUGCGGUGCGUGCGUUCCCGAUCGUCUGAUAUAACUAUAUAAGUGAUAUUGUUAUAAUAAUAUAAUAGUGAUAGACAGAUAGAUGUCAUAAUAGCGUAGUCUUGCCUACAGCGGUAGUGUGAUGUGUGUUGUCAAACAAUAAUAGAAAAUUAGAAAUUAUUAGAAAAAUAAACUGCGUAAGCAUAUCGUCAAGGGUGUGGGUGGCCGCCACCUACUCGCGAACCGUUUCACGUCGAUAUCGUAAUCUGCACCUUGUCCCGGCAAACCGUGGGUAACGAGCGUCGAGUGAUACGUGUAAUUACGUUACAGUCGUUUUUCGAGUUUGCGAUCCGAUACAAUGGCAGCCGAGAGAGAAAUCGCCGCCGAGGACAGCAUCAAAGUCGUCUGUCGCUUCCGUCCGCUUAACGAUUCUGAAGAAAAAGCAGGGUCCAGGUUCGUCGUUAAGUUUCCCACUGGACCCGAUGAAAACUGCAUCACGAUCGGCGGAAAAGUUUAUUUAUUUGAUAAAGUCUUCAAGCCAAAUGCCAGUCAAGAUAAAGUUUAUGGUGAUGCAGCAAAGUCAAUUGUAUCAGAUGUACUUGCUGGUUAUAAUGGAACAAUUUUUGCAUACGGUCAAACGUCUUCUGGUAAAACACAUACUAUGGAGGGGGUCAUUGGUGAUCCAUCAAAACAAGGUAUUAUUCCACGGAUUGUCAAUGAUAUAUUUAACCAUAUUUAUGCAAUGGAAGAAAAUUUGGAGUUUCAUAUAAAGGUGUCUUAUUUUGAAAUUUAUAUGGACAAGAUUCGUGAUUUAUUAGAUGUAUCAAAAGUGAACUUAAGUGUUCAUGAAGACAAAAAUAGAGUUCCUUUCGUAAAAGGUGCUACUGAACGUUUUGUUUCUAGUCCGGAAGAAGUAUUUGCUGUUAUUGAAGAAGGCAAAGCCAACAGACAUAUAGCUGUGACAAACAUGAAUGAGCACAGUUCUAGAAGUCAUAGUGUGUUUUUGAUAAACGUGAAGCAAGAAAAUUUGGAAAAUGAAAAAAAGUUAUCUGGAAAACUUUAUCUUGUAGAUUUAGCUGGUAGUGAAAAAGUAAGCAAAACUGGUGCAGAAGGUACAGUAUUAGACGAAGCAAAAAAUAUUAACAAAUCAUUAUCAGCUUUGGGUAAUGUAAUAUCUGCAUUGGCCGAAGAUAAAAAAACACAUAUACCAUAUCGAGAUUCAAAACUAACACGUAUAUUACAAGAAUCAUUGGGUGGAAAUGCUCGUACUACAAUUAUAAUUUGCUGUUCUCCUGCAUCUUUCAAUGAGUCAGAAACAAAAUCAACUUUAGAUUUUGGUAGAAGAGCAAAAACAAUUAAGAAUGUUAUUACUGUCAAUGAAGAGUUAACGGCAGAAGAAUGGAAAAGACGUUAUGAAAAAGAAAAAGAAAAAUGUACACGUUAUAAAGCAAAGUGUGAUAAACUACAGACUGAACUUAAUCGUUGGAGGUGUGGAGAAACUGUAAAAGAAGAUGAACAAGUUAAUUUACAAGAGCCAAUGGAAGCAUCUACACCAAAUGUUCAAGUUGAUAUUAAAAAAGAAUUAGUGGUUGGACCAGUUCCUGCAAUACCAGGAGGCGUAAUGACUGAAUCCAUGUCAACAGAGGAAAGACAAAAACUUGAAGAAGAACGUGAAGCAUUAUAUCAGCAAUUGGACGAUAAAGAUGAAGAAAUAAAUCAACAAAGUCAAGACAUAGAAAAAUUAAAAGAACAAAUAAUGGAACAGGAAGAACUUCUAACAUCAACUCAAAGAGACUACGAGCAGUUACAACAAGAAAUGCAUAGAAUUACUCAAGAGAAUGAAAGUGCAAAAGAAGAAGUGAAAGAAGUUCUGCAAGCUCUUGAAGAACUUGCAGUUAAUUACGAUCAAAAAAGUCAAGAAGUUGAUGUAAAAAAUAAAGAAAACGAGACUCUUAUGGAAGAAUUAUCAAUAAAAGAAUCAUCUUUGAACUCAACAUCAUCUGAACUACAACAGUUAAAAGAUAUGUUCAUACAUCAGAAGAAACGUACAACAGACAUGUUAUCAAAUCUUCUAAAAGAUAUAGCUGAAAUUGGAGCAGCAAUUGGAAGUGAAGCUGAACUUAAUCAACAAGCUAUUAGUGAUGGGAAUAGCAAGCUGGAUGAAGAAUUUACUGUUGCUAGACUUUAUAUUAGUAAAAUGAAAUCUGAAGUAAAAAAUUUAGUUCAACGAUGCAAUUUCUUCGAAUUAAGUCAAACUGAUAUGAACAAAAAAGUUAGUGAUUAUGAGAAGGAACUUGGUGAAAGUCGUUUGAAAAUCUCACAAAAUGAGGCUCGCCUUAAAUCUAUGCAAGAAUCUUUAAGAGAAGCAGAAAAUAAGAAACGUACAUUAGAAGAAAAUAUUGAUGCGUUAAGAGAAGAGUUUGCAAAAAUGAAAGCAGCAGAACAAGUUCACAUUGUAUCAUCAUCGAAAGAAAAAGCAGAAGAAAAAGAGAAAGCUACUAGCAUGCGAGCUGCUCUUGAAACACAAAUGGACCAAUUACGAGAUGUCCAUCAUAAACAAGUUGCUGAUUUAAGAGAUGAGAUUAGUGAAAAACAAGCAUUAAUUGCAGAGCUUAAAGAUCAAGUUCAAAAAUAUUCUUUGGCACAACAACAACUGCAAACAGAUUACAAUAAACUAUUGCAAGAAGAUCAAGAAAAAAGUCAACGCCUUCAAGAAUAUGUUUUAGCCAAUGAGCGUCGUGAACAAGCACGUAAAGAUCUCAAAGGCUUGGAAGAUACUGUUACCAAAGAACUACAAACAUUACAUAACUUACGUAAAAUAUUUGUGCAAGAUUUACAAUCUCGCAUGAAAAAAUCAGCUACAGCUGAAGAUACAGAUGAAGCCAGUAGUGGAGGAACAUUAGCCCAAAGACAAAAAAUUAGUUUCCUGGAGAAUAAUUUAGAUCAACUUACCAAAGUCCACAAACAACUGGUCAGGGAUAAUGCAGAUCUACGAUGUGAAUUACCUAAAUUGGAAAAAAGAUUACGUGCUACAAUGGACCGUGUUAAGGCACUUGAAUCGGCAUUGAAAGAUGCUAAAGAAGGUGCCAUGAGGGAUAGGAAACGGUAUCAAUAUGAAGUAGAUCGUAUUAAAGAUGCAGUGAGACAAAAGAAUUUAGCUCGCAGAGGACCUAGUCCACAAAUUGCCAAACCAAUCAGAGCAGGACAACAUAAUAUUAUUUCAAUUAAUCGUAUUAGUGAAGAUGAACUAAAAAAACGUAAAGCUGCUGCUAUACCUGAGAUUGCUGAAAGUAGUUAAGAGCUUUUCUACAAUAAUUUACAUUUAUGCUCUUGCCAAACUGCAAGUGGUGGAAGUAUUUGAUACAAAUUGAAUUUAUAUUAUUUACAGAAAUAAUUUUUACUAUAUAAUUUUAGAAACCUAUUUAAUUAUCGCACCUUCUAUAAUAUUAAUAUAUACUUACUUACAUAUUUAUAUAUGCGAGUGUGUAUCAACUAUGCAACAGCCAUUUUCCUUCUCCUUGCACAUACCUUUAAAAAGCUGGAUUGAGUGGCUUUUGAAAUGUAUAAUGGUGCUGUUUAUCAUUCGCUUUCACAUUGUCUGUACUUAUAAAAAUCUAAAUAAUUUGAUUUUAAAUUCAUUUUACUCUCCACUACCAAAUUAUACUUGGCUUAUUUAUUUAUACAUAAAGUUUAGUGGAAAAUGAUAUCUAUUGUUUUUUUUUUUAAUUAAUUAAUUAUUUAACGUCUAAUUUUAUUUAUUUUAUGCAAAUGGCAUGUAUUUUUUUAGACGGCUGUUUGUGCAAUUAUGUCUUAUAUUUAUUUAUUAAACAUAUUUUCCUAUUUUUUUCAAACUUUGUUUAUUAACCAACAUUAAACAUAGGUUAUGGUUAUAUUGGAACUCCAAAUAAAAAAUUUUCACAUAGAUUUUACCAAAAUCAAACAUUUUAAAUAUCAAAUUGGUUUGUGUUUAUAACUUGAACAUAAUAAUAUAAUAUCUUUUUUUCAUGAAAUUUUCAAUGUGACAUAAUAAAUAAACAUUAGUGUCCAUUGUAGUAUUAAAAAAUUAUUUACAGCAGUUAUUUAUAAAUAUAAUUUCAUCUCAUAAUGUUUUUUUUAUACUGUUACAUUCAUAUAAUAACUUUAUGUAUACACAAAACUUCAAGUUUAAAGAUCAAAAUAACAUACAGAAAGAUUUCCGUGUUUCAAAAAUAUUUCCCUUAAUAAACAGCAAACAAUGAAAAAAGAUAACACUUGAGGAAUGUUGAUUUGAUCCUUAUAGUUUGAUUUUAGUCAAAACACCACAUAAAUAAAUCAUUUUUGCUCAGAAAUCUAAUAUCGUGUAUUGUAAUAUUUAAUUAUGAAAUUGGUUUCAUGUAUCUAAAUAUCAUUAAAAUACAUUCCAUUAAACUAUAAUUAUUAGCAGAACUUAAAUCAAUAUAUUAGGGAUGACCAACAGGUUACCUGCAAAUUGUGCUGUCUAUUUUUUAUUGUUUUAUUUUUUUAUAAUGUUAAAAUUAAAAAUAAUAUCUUGAAACAUA
Molecule: messenger RNA, 4574 nt
Organism: Metopolophium dirhodum (rose-grain aphid)
Lineage: Eukaryota; Metazoa; Arthropoda; Insecta; Hemiptera; Aphididae
Gene: Khc
Product: kinesin heavy chain
Exons: 19
Coding region: 395-3334 (979 amino acids)
Biological process (GO): microtubule-based movement
Molecular function (GO): microtubule binding; microtubule motor activity; ATP binding
Source: RefSeq, a predicted model, not a curated record